Molecule: messenger RNA, 1120 nt
Organism: Aspergillus candidus
Lineage: Eukaryota; Fungi; Ascomycota; Eurotiomycetes; Eurotiales; Aspergillaceae
Product: putative 2,3-diketo-5-methylthio-1-phosphopentane phosphatase
Exons: 3
Coding region: 112-954 (280 amino acids)
Source: RefSeq, a predicted model, not a curated record
GAAAGACAGUUUGCUUUUCCGGUAAGCCACAAGCCAGGAACACGAGCCAGGAACGAAAGAUCCCCGCCGGACGCUAACUACCAUAUUGUAGAUUUCGAUGGCACCAUCUUCAUGCAAGACACGGGCCAUGUGCUCGUCGACAAUCUAGGCUGCGGAUCGAAGCAUCGGCAGCUCAUUGAGGAGCAGAUCAAGUCGGGGCAGCGGUCCUUUCGCGAAGCCUCCGAAGAGAUGUGGGGUUCGCUCCAGGUUCCCUUCGAGUCUGGGUUCGAAGUCAUGGAGAAACAACUAGAGAUGGACGAAGGCUUCCAAGAUUUUCACCAAUUUUGCAUUGAUAAGGGUAUUGAUUUCAACAUCAUUAGCGCCGGGCUGAAGCCUGUCCUACGGAAGGUGCUGGACACUUUCCUUGGAGAAGACAAGUCUUCGAAAAUUCAAAUCGUGGCCAACGAAGCCGACAUCGGUAGCGAUGGGUCGCAGUGGAAGCCCAUUUGGCGACAUGAAACUGAACUGGGUCACGACAAAUCUAUAUCCAUGAAAGAGGCUCGUGCAGAGGCUGCGGCAGAUUGCAUCGACGGCGAGAUUCCUCUCAUUAUUUUCAUCGGCGACGGUAUCUCUGAUCUGGCAGCAGCUCACGAAGCAGAUGUUCUGUUUGCACGGAAAGGUCUUCGCUUGGAGGAAUACUGCAUCGAACACAAGAUUCCGUACAUUGCCUUUGAAAGUUUCUCGGAUGUGAAAAAGUCUUUGGAGAAGAUCAUCAAGGAAGACGAGGAGAAGACCGGUGGCGUGGGAACGCCGGCGCGGUUUAACCCGCGUGCUAAUAUGUGGAGACGCAUCUCCAGCAGACAAGCGGUUCCUAAGCUCGUUGCCGCGACACCGAAAGAAGAGAAGAUGAUGUUCUGGCCUGAGACCUUCUCCGAGUAUCAGCCCAUGACCGAUGCGAAAAAGGUGUCCACUUAGACUUUGGUGUUAUAGCUGGGUGUAGGUCCAUUCACGUUGGCGUUUUUGGAACAUACCCUAAGGAGUCUAUUUUCUUGAUUAGAUAGAGUACAAAUUAUUCUUCUAUGUAUAUACAUAUUAUAAAUCUUGUUCAUAUCAUCGUUAUGCGGUCUCUAGACAUGCACCG